AUGGAGUUUCUGGAUGCACAACUCAAGAAGCUGGAAGGAUUGGAGAAGCCUCCCUCUGCAACAGCCAGGGAGUUGGCUAACUUUGAGUUGCAGCAUGGUAAGGGAGAGAGGCUCUUGACCAAGCACGCAGAUCAUUUUGAUAUAAACGACUUCUGCACAACCCCUGAGGCACGCUCAUUGGUGGAAGACAUCUGCGGAUGCCUGCAGCAUAUCAUUGAUGUGUGGGGGAUGGGGAGUGCAGUGGGCAUUGAGUGCACAGUCCCCAGAGAUGAUUUUAGGGAGGACGAGAAAUACCUGAACAGCCUUCUGAACUUUGCACUGAGAGAUGUGCAUGGCGACGUUAAGCCAGAGUUGCUGCACCAGUGGGAGGCCAUCAAGGCACGACACAAGGAUACCCUGAAAUACCUGCAGAUUAUCAAAGACAAUGCAUUACAAAAUGAGAAAAUAUUGGGUGGAGACCAGGGAAUGGUUUUUGAGGCUGUGUUGGAUGGAACUCCAGUGGCCGUGAAGAAAAUAACAAGGGUCAAAGGCGACCUGCCCAUUGUAGAAUUCGCCGAGUUGUUCAAGCAGGCCCUUAGGUAUGCCACUCUUUUCCCCAACCCCUGCUUGGUUCGACCCCUGGCAGUAACUACGUCAGGUUCAAUGGUAGUGGAACUUGCAGAUGCCAACCUGCAUGAGCUCUGCCACAGCAAAACCAGGCUGGCCUGGAGAUCGAAGGCCAGACUACUCCUACAGGGGGGUGAAGGCUUGGCAUACAUCCACGCUCACGGGUUGGCUCAUGGUGAUGUGAGGCCACAGGAACUCCUGCUGUAUGGCACCAAUCCUGAAACCUGUCAUUUGAAGGUUAGACCAUUCUUGUGGUUCGCAUCUAAAAUGGAACGGGCAAGAACCAGGAAAAGGUUUUGGACACCCUUGUGGAUGGCCCCUGAGCUGUAUGACGACAAGCCUCUGAGCCAGAAAUCGGAUGUCUACAGCUUUGGGGUUGUUUGCUAUGCGUUCAUAAGCCAGACCAUGCCCUUUGGUGGCGAGGCAAGCACCGAGGGCGCCAUCAUGGCAAGGAAACUCAGAGGCAGAGAGCCAUGCGCUGUGGAUCCGCAGGAUUGCCCUCCACAAAUGCUGCAGCUAAUGAGGCAGUGCUGUGCCCUUGACCCAGCGGAGAGACCAACAAUGCAGCUGGUUUGUGACAUCUUGCUCAACCUGCUGGAGGACUGGGAGGCAUUGGAUCACCAGGGGCAGACACACCACCAGGAAGUACAAUACAAUCAUGGCAUAAUCAACUUCCUUGAUUUGCAGCUACAGCAAGUGCGGAAGUUGGUAGUUCCCCCCACAGUGAAGGAAGAAGCACUGGUCAACUUUAACCUGCAGCUGGGAAGGGGGGAGAGGCUCAUUGCCAAACACUCUGCUCUCUUUGAUGUCAAGGACUUUUACAGGACUGAGGAUGCCUGCGCUGCUGUGGAAAAAAUCUGUGAAUGCCUGAGAGAGGCCCUUGAGGAAUGGGGACUGCCAAGCGCAGCACGGAUCCAGGUUAGCAUAUCCCUAGGCACUGUUGAGCAAGAUGAGCAGUUUCUGGAAAAUUUACUCAGCUACUUGUUGAAAGAUGUGCAGUGUGCCAUCCAAGAUAGCAUUCUGCAGCAUUGGAGUGCCUGCAAGGAUCACCAUGCACAGAACAUGAAAAUGUUGGAGAUCAUCGAUGAAGGCGACCUCAAGAUUCAGGAAAGGCUGGGCACAGGUGGCCAUGGUGCAGUUUACAAGGCGAUUUGGCACCAGACAAGGAGCUCCAGAGAAGUGGCUGUGAAGAAGUGCAUCAGUGGUGAGCAGGAUGAGCUGCCCAUGGGAAAAUAUGCUGAGUUCCUGAGGGAGGCCCUGGUGCACGCAGCCCUGAACGAUCACAAACACAUCAUUCAGCUCCUUGCGAUCACCACUUCAGGCUCCAUUGUGAUGGAACUGGCAGAGACUGACCUUGAUAAGUGGUGCCACGUUAGAGAGAAAUUGCCGUGGGAUCUGAAGGCCAGGCUGCUCCAAAUGGGAUCCAGUGCUUUAAAGCACAUCCACUCCAAGAAUCGUGUGCAUGGAGACGUUAAGCCUCAAAAUUUCCUCCUUUGUGGCAUGUGCACUGAUGAUUACUGCUUGAAAGUCAGUGAUUUUGGAGUCGCUUUUGAGGAGGCACAGUCAAGGGCCAUGACAGUGAGGAUAGGUCAAGGGACGCCACGGUGGAUGGCACCUGAAGCCUACUUCGACCAGCCCAUCACACAGAUGUCUGACGUGUUUAGCUUCGGGGUAUUGUGUUGUGAAGUUGUCAGCCAAAAAUACCCCUACGGUGGAUGGCGGGCUAACGAGCAUUCUAUCAUGAGAAAGAAGAGCCGUGGGGAACCACCAUGCCACAUCCAGGUGCCAGAAGAUUGUCCUGCAGAAGCAUGGAAGAUCAUCGAGAAGUGCUGCGCCGUUGACCCAAAGGAAAGGCCAACCAUGACAGAGGUCGACAACCGCUUCAAGGACAUACUCGAGGAAUGCAGCCCUGUAGAAGGCCAGGGAAGACAUCUAGGCGAAAAUGAUUGA
This is a messenger RNA of Ostreobium quekettii, 2556 nucleotides long. Lineage: Eukaryota; Viridiplantae; Chlorophyta; Ulvophyceae; Bryopsidales; Ostreobiaceae. The record is from the annotation of a GenBank genome assembly.